CGAGUUUUGAACAACAAUUGUGAUCUUGUUAGUAUAGAAAAUCAUGUUGCAGUUUAUGCUCUUGUUCAGCCGACAAGGCAAACUUCGGUUACAAAAAUGGUAUGUUGCACACUCGGAUAAGGUCAAGAAGAAGAUCACCAGGGAGCUGAUCACAACUAUUCUCUCUCGUAAACCUAAAAUGUGUUCCUUUUUGGAAUGGAAAGACUGUACGAUUGUUUACAAAAGAUAUGCCAGCUUGUACUUUUGCUGUGCUAUUGAACAGAAUGAUAACGAACUGUUAACCCUGGAAGUGAUUCACAGAUACGUGGAGUUGUUGGACAAGUACUUUGGUAGUGUUUGUGAACUUGACAUCAUUUUCAACUUUGAGAAGGCCUAUUUCAUAUUGGAUGAACUAUUGGUAGGAGGAGAGAUACAGGAAACGUCGAAAAAGAAUGUCCUGAAAGCAAUAGCAGCCCAAGAUGUGCUACAAGAGGACGAAACUCCACAAGGAUUCUUCGAGGAUCACGGGCUCGGAUAGACGGCGGCCGGUGUCGGUGGAACGAGGCGUAUCCUAUCACAGGCCAAAGCUCGCAACGAAUUAUGAUUUACGAAAUAGGCAUUUUAAUUUAGUUUUUUUUUGCUGUUUGAUAUCGACAAAAAAGUAACAAUCACUUUAGCAACCGGGGGAUCAUCUUGUUUCCCCGUCUGAUUUUGUUUACACGUUUAUCGAUCUUAGCAAUCAUCGAUCAUUCGAAAGGAAGGGCUCAAAAAGGUUUACUAACACGCGCGGUUGACAUGCGACUCCCGUUCUACUAACGGCCCGAAAAGCCUGCUGUUUGUUGUUCCGGGCUACAUAUCACAACUCUGCAAUAUUAUUCCUAUGUUGUCCUUCUGUAUGGUUAAACCUUUGUUUUUAGUUUGUAACGAAUCGGCAUUUAAAUUACGUACUCUCGCUGCAGCACGAUUCGAAAAAGAAAAAAAAGGUUGCACACAGGAUAUGGCACCAUUUCAUCAGACACCGUUUUAUGUCUACUCACUCGAAGGUUACACUUUCUCCAUUAAGCCGCGUACGGCUCAGUUUGUACUUAACAGAUGUGUAAGAUAAUUCGCCAACAUUUCCAUCGGCAUCACCCAUCGCAUGUGGUGUGGUCUCGAGCGUGCAUCGGGUUGAAGUUACUGUGUUUGUGCACCCGUCGUCCUAGCACGCCCGAAUGACCAACGUAUUGUGCCGUUUUAAGAUCUCGAUCGCGAUGAAACAGAAGGCGGUUGCAAGACGCUGAAGAAACAGAAAGUAUCACCCGGGUUCAGGUGAUCCAGAAAACGACCUACAUACAUAUAAAGCAUUUAUAGAGUGUAGAUUUAUUCUCGUUGGUAAAUAUGUUAGUAAAGUAAUAGUGAGAUCUUAUUCCUGGUAAAGCAAAAACUUAUCGAUCAUGGUGAACAUACGAUUUCUAAUAAAAUUAGA
This is a messenger RNA of Anopheles nili, 1444 nucleotides long. RefSeq names its product AP-1 complex subunit sigma-2 (gene AP-1sigma). Gene Ontology annotation, biological process: vesicle-mediated transport; intracellular protein transport. The record is from RefSeq and is a predicted model, not a curated record. The transcript is spliced from 5 exons. Gene Ontology annotation, cellular component: membrane coat; AP-1 adaptor complex; intracellular membrane-bounded organelle. Gene Ontology annotation, molecular function: clathrin-cargo adaptor activity. NCBI's taxonomy places the organism in Eukaryota, Metazoa, Arthropoda, Insecta, Diptera, Culicidae. Bases 44 to 517 code for a protein of 157 amino acids.